AUGUGCCUUGGGGGCCGGGGAGGGGCGUGCUGGGAGCGGGGCCAGAGCCGGGGCCUGGCAGGGCCCGCCCAGAGCUGCAGCGGCCGCAAAGAGCCGCUGGAGUGCCGAGACGGGGGGCUCCAGAGCGCCCUGUACACAGGGGGCUCGCAACAGGUGCGGCGGCCCUUCGCGGAGCCAGCCCAAGCCAACCUCGUCCUUCUGGCCAAGAGCCGGGACCUGCGCUGGGCCAGCCAGAAAUGGGGGCUCUGGUCACUGACCUACGAGCAAGAGCUCACCACCCCGCUGCACAUCACAGCGAGCCGUGGCUUUGUGGACUGCCUGCGCCACCUGCUGCUGCGGGGGGCAGACGUGGACCUGGCCCCCGGGGGCCAGACUGCGCUGCACGUGGCCUCCACCGCAGCCAGGACAGACUGCCUCCGGCUCCUCCUCUCCUUUGGUGCUGACCCCGAGGCCGUCUCUGAAGAUGGGCUGAGGCCGCUGCACCUGUGCCAGAGCCCAGAGUCCCUGCAGUGUGCUCGGCUCCUGCUGUGCCACGGGGCCACGGUCAAUAGCACCACUGAGGAGGAGGAGGAGACCCCCCUUCACAGGGCUGCUCGACUGGGCCUGGCGGAACAUGUCCGGCUCUUCCUGAGCUACGGGGCCAGCCUGGAGGCCAGGAACGCGGAGGGGCAGACGCCACUGAACGCCGCCUGCGCCCAGCCUCACCCUCCCCAGGCCACAGAGGACUACUUCAAAGUGUGCCAGCAGCUGGUGGCCGUGGGCGCCCAGGUGAACACCGCUGACCACGACCGCCAGCGCCCGCUCCACCAGGCCUGCAAGAAUGCCAACCCCCGCGUGGUGGAGCUGCUCCUGGCCCACGGCGCCAAUGUCAACAUCAUGAGCUACAGCGGCAACAUGGCUAUGCACAACAUCCUGCAAGUGGCAGCCUACAAGACGGACCACCAUCCAGAGCAGGUGGUGCGCGACCUGCUCAACCACGGGGCGGUGCGGAUCUGGCCGGGAGCCCUUCUUAAGGUGCUUCGCCAUUGCUGUGCUUCCCCGCGCACCAUCGAGGCCCUGGUCAACACUUAUGAGCACGUCCGUGUCACGGAGGAGUGGGCGGAGGCUGUCCCCACGGAACUUGUGCAGAAGCACCCCCGGUUUUUCCAGUCACUCUUCUCCCUGGGCCACAGGCCCCGAUCCCUGCAGCACCUGGCUCGGUGUGCCCUGCGGAGCUACCUCGAAGGGCGCCUUCUCCAGACCCUGCCUGAGCUGGGCCUGCCCCUCCCCCUCCAGCAGUUCCUGCUGCUCCGCUUCGAGGAUGUGCUGUACUAG
Molecule: messenger RNA, 1314 nt
Organism: Euleptes europaea (tarantolino)
Lineage: Eukaryota; Metazoa; Chordata; Lepidosauria; Squamata; Sphaerodactylidae
Gene: ASB10
Product: ankyrin repeat and SOCS box containing 10
Biological process (GO): intracellular signal transduction
Molecular function (GO): protein binding
Source: RefSeq, a predicted model, not a curated record